Messenger RNA from Cannabis sativa, 912 nucleotides. RefSeq names its product protein DMP2. Gene Ontology annotation, biological process: endomembrane system organization. The transcript has a single exon. The record is from RefSeq and is a predicted model, not a curated record. Lineage: Eukaryota; Viridiplantae; Streptophyta; Magnoliopsida; Rosales; Cannabaceae. Bases 125 to 685 code for a protein of 186 amino acids.
AAGCUAAACCCUUCUAUCUCUUUCUAUCUUUCUCUAUAUAUAUAUCCACAAACUUCAUUAUACCAAUAUAACAAAAAACAACACUUCUAUAUUAAAAAAAACGUGUUAAUUACCAAUAAUAAUAAUGGGGGGUGCCAAAACGACGUCGUUGACAACGAAAGUGAAGAACAAAACGUUGAGCGGAGUGGGAAACCUGAUAAAACUCCUCCCAACCGGAACAGUGUUCCUAUUCCAAUUCCUCAACCCAGUUCUCACCAACAACGGCUCUUGCUCCGCCGUUAACAAGUCCUUUGACGCCGUCCUCAUCGUUCUCUGCGCCUUCUCUUGUUGCUUUGCUUGUUUCACCGAUAGUUACGUCGAUUCCGACGGUAACAUCCAUUACGGCGUUGUCACUGUCUCAGGAAUCUGGCCCAGUACUACCGACUCUGCCCCCGCCGCCGACUUGUCUAAGUACAAGCUGAGGUUUGGGGAUUUCGUCCACGCUUUCUUUUCGUUGACCGUUUUCGCAGGGUUGUCUUUGUUGGAUUCCAACACCGUCAAGUGUUUCUAUCCUGAGUUUGAGUCGGAGCAGAAAAUACUUCUUCAGGUUUUGCCGCCGGUGAUUGGUGUCAUUUCUGGUGGUGUUUUUAUGCUUUUCCCUAAUACCCGCCACGGCAUUGGAUACCCUUCAAGUGAAAGCAGCUAGUGAUCAUAUAUAUAAAUAUAUAUUUAUAUAUAUAUAUAUAUUCGUAUGAUCAUAUUGGAAAAUUUUACAGAUCGCUUUUCUCUUCAGAUUAUAAUUAAAAAAUUUAUUUGGUUGUGUUAAUUGUAGUUAUGGUUUGUUUUGAAAAAAUUUAAAUAAUUUAUAUAGUAUUGAAAAUAUGUAAAAAAAAAAAAUUUACACUACAUACUCAAAACUUUUUUAUUUUUUUA